AUGCCCCGCCGCCAAUAUGCAGCUGUACCUGCGCAGGAUACAGACGAGGACCAGCUGGAACAGGCAUUUGCAGCCUCGGAUGAUGAGCACGACGAGCACGACGGCAACAACGCGGCUAGGCCAUUGCUGACGCCGUCUGUAUACGGGCCACGCAGUUCUCAUACUCCACGAACGACAAGAACAACCGUAGAUGGCUCCUACAACUUUGAAUACGACUAUCCACCUCCACCAGGCUCACCGCCGCGCGAGUUUGCCAUUGCCAACCACUGGGGAAACACCAACGGCAUUCUCGUCACUGAGCCAGUACAUUACGAUCCAAAGAGACAAGGAAACUGGUUUACCCGCACCUGGCGAUCUGUGACCGGUCGCGGUCGCCGUGGGACACCACCAGUCGGCACCUACGGUGGAGGCAUCAACAACGAUGGCGUAUUCGCCAACAUUUCAUCACGCCCUACUGGUACACGCUCACAGCAACGUGCAGGAGAGAACCGUGCAGAGAACGAGACCGAUACCAUCUAUCACGCGCCAGAACUCGCGCCAAACGAUGCACCGCCAAGUUAUCUCGCGUCCCAGAUGGAUCAGGCUCCCCCAUACUGGCAAACAACCGUCUUUGCAACCUCGGAUGGCGAACUCUUGAUCGAGUCUAUUCCCGCCGGCACCAUCGUUGGUUUCCUCGGCGCAUUCAUCGUCUCCGUGUUCUUAGAAUGGAUCGGCUUUGCACUUGCAUACAUCAUCAGCAUGACCCACGCGGGUCGAUUCGGUGCAAAGGCCGGACUCGGUGUCACGUUUGUUCGACUCGGACUCUGGUUCAGAACUCGAGGAGGCUUACUCGACUCGAAAGACAUUCCAGACGAAAUCUUUUGGCCGCUUCCAAACGCUACAUUCCCUCUUCCAACCUUUAACGCUACCACCCCAUUCCCGGGAUUCAAUGCCACUGCAGAAUGGAAUACCACUGCAACUGCAGCCCCAGGGCCGUGGCAUUUCUACUGGAACUCGACCGCUUCCAUGCAUGGUGGCAAAUAUCAGAAACCCGCUUUCCCGUUUGCAGACUUUUUAGCCCUUUUCUUGGCAAAUGACCAUUGGUUGGUUCAUCUUCAUGACCUCUAUCCUUGGCUAUUGGCGAGUCAAGCGGCUCCUACAGAAGGUCAGCAACAAGAGAGCGAGUUACUCUCGAACCUUCAAGCUACCUUGACGAGACCUACAUUGCCCAACAAUCCUCCUGGCCGAACUCCGACGUCGGCGCGCCCAUUGUCCCAUCAACAAACUGCACCAUCGACACGGACACAUGAAGGGGAGGAUAUGAUUCGCCAGGACGAGCGUGUGCGUCGUGAUUUGUCCAACCAGGGCUACAUUUAA
This is a messenger RNA of Serendipita indica DSM 11827, 1356 nucleotides long. The record is from the annotation of a GenBank genome assembly. NCBI's taxonomy places the organism in Eukaryota, Fungi, Basidiomycota, Agaricomycetes, Sebacinales, Serendipitaceae.